AGGACUUUAACACGCUCUGGAAAAAGCACCUGUAGCGGAUCUGCUUGGUCAUCACUUGUUCGCUUUACAGGAUCACUCGCUCACACAGCUUUCAUCCUAAAGUCUGCUUGAGAUUGUUGGACAAGUUAUUUUUUUCCCCUCUUCAUUUUCUUGCACAAUGGUCCAAGCUGAGCGGCGCACCGCGGCUUCCCUGCGCCAACUUGUCCUGGCACUUUGCGUGGCAUCAGCUAUCAUGGUCACAGAAGUAAACUCCAACACCAAUACUACAGAAACAACAACCAUCUCAACCACGACUCCUGUAACUACAGCAUCUGUCAGUGAUACAACGCCUCAGAUUGUCUCACUAAAUACGACAGUAAUGCCAAACACUAUUACAACACAUUAUUUAAAUACAACUUUUACAACACCAGAUAACAGUACUGCUACUACACCCAACACCACUACUCCCAUAUCAACCACCACCACUGAACCGUCAAUCAUCACCACUACAUUAUCAGAAUUCGACACUACAACCAAAAACAUCACCAGUAUGACCUCAGGCUCUACUGCUACAACCUCUAACAUCACCACUACACCCAUAUCCACACCUGAGAGUACCUACACUCCAAACAUCACUUCUACAACCUCAAACAUCACUGCUACAACCUCAGACAUCACUGCUACAACCUCAGACAUCACUGCUACAACCUCUAACAUCACCACUACACCCAUAUACACACCCGAGAGUACCUACACUCCAAACAUCACUGCUACAACCUCAAACAUCACUGCUACAACCUCAGACAUCACUGCUACAACCUCAGACAUCACUGCUACAACCUCUAACAUCACCACUACACCCAUAUCCACACCUGAGAGUACCUACACUCCAAACAUCACUGCUACAACCUCAAACAUCACUGCUACAACCUCAGACAUCACUGCUACAACCUCAGACAUCACUGCUACAACCUCUAACAUCACCACUACACCCAUAUCCACACCUGACAGUACCUACACACCAAACAUCACUGCUACAACCUCAAACAUCACUGCUACAACCUCAAACAUCACUGCUACAACCUCACCAGACAUCACUGCUACACCUACACCAAACAUUACUGCUACAACCUCAAACAUCACUGCUACACCCACACCAAACAUCACUGCUACACCAACAACAAACAUCACUACUACAACCUCAAACAUCACUACUACACCCUCACCAGACAUCACUGAUACAACCUCAAACAUCACUGCUACACCCACACCAAACAUCACUGAUACACCAACAACAAACAUCACUACUACGACCUCAAACAUCACUACUACACCCUCACCAGACAUCACUGAUACAACCUCAAACAUCACUGCUACACCUACACCAAACAUCACUGCUACAACCUCAAACAUCACUGCUACACACACACCAAACAUCACUGCUACAACCUCAAACAUCACUGCUAUACCUACACCAAACGUUACUGCUACAACCUCAAACAUCAGCACUACACCCACACCAAACAUCACUGAUACACCCACACCAAACAUCACUGUUACACCAACACCAAACAUCACUGCUACAACCUCAAACAUCAGCACUACACCCACACCAACCAUCACUGCUACAACCUCAAACAUCACUGCUACACCCACAACAAACAUCACUGCUACAACCUCAAACAUCACUGCUACACCCACAACAAACAUCACUGCUACACCCACACCAAACAUCACUGAUACACCAACAACAAACAUAAUUACUACAACCUCAAACAUCACUUCUACACCCUCACCAGACAUCACUGCUACAACCUCAAACAUCACUGUUACACCCACACCAAACAUCACUGCUACAACCUCAGACAUCACUGGUACACCCUCACCAGACAUCACUGCUACAACCGCAAACAUCACUGCUACACCAACAACAAACAUCACUGCUACAGACUCAAACAUCACUGCUACACCCACACCAAACAUCACUGCUACAACAACACCAAACAUCACUGUUACACCCACACCAAACAUCACUGGUACACCCACACCAAACAUCACUGCUACACCCUCAAACAUCACUGGUACACCCUCACCAGACAUCACUGCUACAACCUCAAACAUCACUGCUACACCUACACCAAACAUUACUGCUACAACAACACCAAACAUCACUGCUACAACCUCAAACAUCACUGGUACACCCUCACCAGACAUCACUGCUACAACCUCAAACAUCACUGGUACACCCUCACCAGACAUCACUGCUACAACCUCAAACAUCACUGCUACACCUACACCAAACAUCACUGAUACACCCACAGCAAACAUCACUGCUACAACCUCAAACAUCAGCACUACACCCACACCAACCAUCACUGCUACAACCUCAAACAUUACUGCUACAACCUCAAACAUCACUGCUACACCCACACCAAACAUCACUGCUACACCAACACCAAACAUCACUGCUACAACCUUAAACAUGACUGCUACACCCUCACCAGACAUCACUGCUACAACCUCAAACAUCACUGCUACACCCACAACAAACAUCACUGCUACACCCACACCAAACAACACUGUUACAUCCUCAAACAUCACUGCUACACCCACACCAAACUUCACUGCUACAACCUCAAACAUCUCUGCUACACCCACACCAAACAUCACUGCUACAACCUCAAACAUCACUGCUACACCCACACCAAACGUCACUGCUACACCAACACCAAACAUCACUGCUACAACCUUAAACAUGACUGCUACACCCUCACCAGACAUCACUGCUACAACCUCAAACAUCACUGCUACACCCACACCAAACAUCACUGCUACACCCACACCAAACAACACUGUUACAUCCUCAAACAUCACUGCUACACCCACACCAAACUUCACUGCUACAACCUCAAACAUCUCUGCUACACCCACACCAAACAUCCCUGCUACAACCUCGAACAUCACUGCUACAACCUCGAACAUCACUGCUACACCCUCACCAAACAUUACUGCUACACCCACACCAAACAUCACUGCUACAACCUCAAACAUCACUGCUACAGCCUCACCAACCAUCACUGCUACACCCGCACCAAACAUCACUGCUACAACCUCAAACAUCACUGCUACAUCCACACCAAACAUCACAACUGGGCCUCCGGUUCCACCUGUUCCAACUGCCACACCAGCUACCUGUCCACCCUGUCCACCUCUCACCAUGUGUGUUAACUCCAUCUGUGAGUGUCUGCCUGGAAUGUACUUGUCACAAGGCCAGUGUCUUGAAGGAAAAGUAUUUCCAGGAACGCUGCGCUUAUCAAAAGAAGAUUUUACACCUGAUAUGAGUGAUCCUAACUCUGUGGCAUUUCAAAAGAUGGCCAAUAUGAUCAUUAAUUUGCUAAACAAAAGCUUCAGUACUUCAAAUGGCUACGUAAAAUCUAUUGUUCUGAAACUAACUAAAGGCAGUGUGGUGGCUACAGUGAACAAUGUGUUUCACUUGAACUCUGACGCUACAGUACAGUCUGUAACGAAUGCCGUACAGACGAUCACUAAUGUGGAAUAUACCUCUACGGAUCUCUGUGAUCAGAGUCCAUGUGACACCAGCACCACAACGUGUAGUAGUAAUGAUACGGAUGGCACUAUUAAAUGCACCUGCAACCCGGGCUACAUAUCAAAUGUCUUUUCUACAAAAAGCUGUACAGCCUGUCCCAGUGGUCAAAGAGCAGAUGGCCAAAGAUGUGUGCCGUGUGCGUUUGGUUAUUCUGGCUUCAACUGUAAUGACUCGGCGUUGUUGGCGUUGGUGGUGGUCGCCGUCGUUGUGGGAGGAAUUUUGCUCUUCUUGGUUUUGGCCCUGAUCAUCUUCUGUUCGCUCCAACAGGGAAAGCACACCUCCAUCCGCAACAGUCCUUACUCUUCAGAUGACAUCCAGAUGUGGCCGUCCCACAACAUCACUCCCAUCCCUCGCGCGUCUCUCGGCAACAAUGCUAACAAUGGUACGGAGACCUAUGGUACAGAGAUGCCCAUGCCAGAUACAAUCAAACCCAGCAACGGGUUGAAGUUAAGAGGAAAGAUGGGCUCCUAUGAUCUCAUGCCGUUAGAAGAAAACCUAAAAACGUUUAAAGGCAAAAACCCUUCACGUUAUUCCUACUUGGUUGAGGGUCAUGAAAACCCUUACUUCAAUACAGCAGAUGAGGAAACGACAUCAUCCUGAUUGGAGAAAAGAGAAGAGGAGACAAGAGGAGCCAAGACGACACUUGGAGAUGACAAAGUGGGGUCGUUAUUUUUUUAAAGCAAACACAAAUGACUCUUUCAUACUCAUUGGUCCAUUUUGUUCUAUCGAGGAAAAGUCUUUUCAAUAAACUUUCUUAAAUGUAUAUUGGUUCCUCCUUUCAAUCUGUAAUAUUGUUUAAAUGUCUUUUUACAGAUGUCUUUGUGCCCUUUAUCAUAUCGCCAACGUUGAUCUGACAGAAAAUCAUCACCUUUACAUUAUGUUAAUUAUAGGAUCAUGUCUUAAGAUUCCUGAAAACACGAUACUGCAUGUAGAUGCCUGUUUAUCUUGCUGUUGGAGUUGGUUCACACUUGGUUGGUCCAUGCUGUUAUAAUAACCUUAAACAUGAUUGUGUGAUUGAUUUUAUUUAUUUCACAAUUUUUAUUACGUUUUUGCGAUUGUGUCACUUGUAAACGAGAGACUUUAGAACAAAAACAAUAUUUUAAGCAAUUUUUUCACAUCAUCAUCAUCAUCAUCAUCGUCUACUUCAGAAUCAUUGUUAUACUGUGUCUGUUGUUCAUUGUAGUCUUUUUGUCUCACUUUUGCACUUGUCUCACUUUUUUUUUGCACAUGUUUUAGGACGCUAUAAUUAGGGCUUCACAAUAUGGAGCGAAUAUUACAUCACAACAUUUACUUAUUAAAAUACACAUUUAAAGUUGAGAUAAAGAUUAUUUAAUGAAAUAUUGUGUUGCCUGGGUUAUAAGUGAAUAUUUAAAAGGGCUAGAGCUCUUUGGGGGCUUGUGAUGCAUUUUUUUCAAAGGGACUCACUCUGGUAUAAAUUUCUGCUGUAUGUUUGCUGCACGCCUCUCAGUGGUCCUUUACACAUAGAGAUUUUUUUAUGCACGGAUAAGAGUUUAUUGCAUUUAAUGCAGUGGCAGUGCCAAUAAUGAAUAAUGUAUUUAGAAGUAUAUAUAAUAUCUAUUUCUUUUAUUCAAAUGUCUACAGUGUAUUGUGUUCUAAAGGUAAAUCCUUCUUUCUUUGUAAAUCGUUUUUGUAAACUGGUGUAAAAAAUUAAAUAUGCAAAAGACAAAUAAAUAUAUUUAGAUAA
Molecule: messenger RNA, 5291 nt
Organism: Tachysurus vachellii
Lineage: Eukaryota; Metazoa; Chordata; Actinopteri; Siluriformes; Bagridae
Product: mucin-2
Exons: 13
Coding region: 158-4186 (1342 amino acids)
Biological process (GO): cell-cell junction assembly
Source: RefSeq, a predicted model, not a curated record